UCCCUUGCGUAUUAAGUUUCAAACGCCGUCACCGUUCCUAUACACAAACGCGGACGGAAGAGGGUCAAUUAUUCAGCGGAGGAGAGGCUCUAGCAGUAUUAGCGAGACAGACGGAGAAGAUGGCUGCGGCGGAUCUGCAGUUACCCCCGGGUUUCAGGUUCCACCCGACGGAUGAGGAGCUCGUGAUGCACUACCUCGUCCGUAGGUGCGCUUCGCAGUCCAUCGCCGUCCCGAUCAUCGCCGAGAUCGACCUCUACAAGUUCGACCCCUGGGACCUGCCCGGGAAGGCGUUGUACGGCGAAAAGGAGUGGUACUUCUUCUCGCCCCGGGACAGGAAGUACCCGAACGGUUCAAGGCCGAACCGGGCUGCUGGGUCCGGGUACUGGAAGGCGACCGGGGCCGACAAGCCCAUCGGACACCCGAAGCCUGUUGGUAUCAAGAAGGCUCUGGUGUUCUACGCCGGUAAAGCUCCCAAGGGCGACAAGACCAACUGGAUCAUGCACGAAUAUCGGCUCGCUGACGUGGACCGCUCGGCCCGCAAGAAAAACAGCUUGAGGCUCGAUGAUUGGGUCCUCUGCCGCAUAUACAACAAGAAGGGCACGAUCGAGAAGCGCCCACCGCCUGAGGCCCCCGUGGCGGCCCCGGCUGCCCUGCAAACCACCAGCUAUGAUGAGCUGGAGGAAGACCGGAAGCCGGACAACCUAGCACUCCUCGGCGGGGGGUAUGGGAGACCUGCGAUGCCCCCGCCGCCGGCUACGGGGCCUCUCGGCGAUUUUAUGCACUUUGACACGUCCGACUCGGUACCGAGGCUGCACACGGACUCAAGCUGCUCGGAUCACGUGGUGUCACCGGAGUUCACGUGCGAGGUGCAGAGCGAGCCGAGGUGGCGCACCGAAUGGGAGAGGGUCCUCGACUUCAGCGGGAGCGGCGCCAGCAGCUUCAUCGACUCGAUGGAGUUUGGCACCGGGCCGGGCCAGCAGCUGCCCGGUGGGAACCAGAUGUCGCCUUUGCAGGACAUGUUCAUGUACCUGCAGAAGCCCUUUUGAGCUGUGGGCCCGGCCCAAUUGGCCACCCCCAUUCAAUUUAGUUAAUGAUUGAGGAGAUAUGAUGUGGUACGUCAAGGGGAAAUUCUACCCUGCCUGAAGAUGUGGAGUUCGUGAGGCUCUGCUUGUCGUCGGAUCGAUGCGGGGGAUAUCGGGCCGCCAAGGCGGUCUGAUGAACGUUCAUGUGGACGGUAGGGAUUCCCGAGGUUUAGAUGUAGAGGGGUUUAUGAAUACGCGGUAACACGAGACUGAAGGUCCAUGAGUGUACCGUGUGGGUGAGUGCAGGAGAUCGUAGUUCUUAUUGUUCUUUGGGGCCCGCCAUUUUGGGGUCAGUAGUUUCUACAGCCUUCAGAUAGGAAGAUGGAUUGGACGGUGGGACGUGGGGCCCUCCCACAUAAUGUUGAACUUGGGCGUAGCAUUUGUGUGUAUAUAUGUAUGAUGUGUAUGUAUCUCAUGUGCGUAUAAAUCUAGAUUUCUAGAAGUUUCAUUAUAUUAUUCAUUCAUCUUGUUCACCUGCUUAA
Molecule: messenger RNA, 1564 nt
Organism: Punica granatum (pomegranate)
Lineage: Eukaryota; Viridiplantae; Streptophyta; Magnoliopsida; Myrtales; Lythraceae
Source: RefSeq, a predicted model, not a curated record